AUGCCUGGUAUCUUGCCGAUGAAAGUGAUCAAGGUCGGCGGCACCGGCACCCAAAGCCGGAUAGCCCAGGCCUGCGACCGAUGCAGGAGCAAAAAGAUCCGCUGCGAUGGCAUUCGCCCAUGCUGUACACAAUGUGCCAACGUUGGGUUCGAGUGUAAAACGAGCGACAAACUGAGCCGCCGAGCGUUCCCUCGUGGAUAUACCGAAUCCCUGGAGGAGCGUGUGCGGACUUUGGAAGGGGAGGUCAAAGAUCUGAAGGACCUGCUGGACGAGAAGGAUGAGAAGAUUGACGUUUUGUCGCGGAUACACUCUUUCUCACCCCCGCAACGAUCGGCGUCUAUGCGACCUCCCUCUAUGACCGGACCGAACAAAUCUCCGACCUCGGACUUGGGAGAGGGGUUGAUUCAUAUCGAAAAAUCCUCUGCUCAAUCUAGGCCGCAGAAGUCGUCUGGAAAUCCUUAUUCCGCCUUUUCAACCACCCAAGGCUUUGCUGAUACCUUCAACGAGAAACUUGUCGGCCAGGGGAAGUCGACAUCGAAAAUUCCCCUCCACACUUUGACGAAACUGUCCCCAUCCGUUUCUCGUGGAUCUCCCAACCAGAUCGUCAAGACGCCACCGCGCUUGGUGUCGGAUCAACUCAUCAAUAUUUUCUUCCAGGAAUGGGCGCCGCUGUACCCAGUUGUUCACCGUCCGACCAUUCUAAAGGCUUAUGGGGAAUAUUUGAACGAUUCCGACUCUUUGAAACAUGAUGUCUAUCUUAUGGCUCAGUUGAAUCUGAUUUUCGGAAUUGCAGCUCUUUCGUCAAGUUCGCGAACCAACCAAGACCCUGCUUUCUUCGAGCAGAAUUGGACUGUUUCUCUUGAUUCUUUCUCCAGCGAAACCUCCAUCGGAGGCUUGCAGUGCUUCAUUCUGGCCCAGCUUUACUGCAUGACCAAGGGCGACUAUCGGAGUAUGCUGCGGUAUCGUGCCCUUGCCGUCGAUAUCUGCCACCAGCUGGAUCUGCACCAGAUCCGGGCGGAUUCGUCCUCCAACCCUCUGGAAGGUGAAACCUACAAGAAGGUCUUUUGGUGUCAAUACACCUUGGACCGUUUCUGCUCCGCUCUUACUGGAAUGCCUGUUCUGUUGCGCGAGACUGAUAUUGAGACCGAGUAUCCUGCUGAUGUGGAUGAUGAGAAUGUCACCGAGUCUGGCUUCUUGCCAACCCUGCCCGGUGAAUCUACCCGCAUCUCGAGCGCCCUGGCACUCUUCGGCGCCUCGCGUAUCCUGAAUAAGGCUUUGGAGGACCUGUACCCUUCCAAGUCUGGAUACGACGUUUGCGUCUCCAAGUUGCGCUCGGCCGCAGGACAGCUUGAGGAGUGGCUUCACGCGCUACCUCCCCAUCUUCGCCUAGAGUUCAGCCAGGACAAGCCUAGCACUAACGUCACGAGCAGUCGGUCACCUCUCCUAUCUCUCGUUUACUACUUCAUUCGAUCUUUGAUUCACCGCCCGGCCGUGUGCUUCGCCGAAGAGCAUCUUCGCUCUCCGUCGGUCUUGGCAAUGUCUGAUUCUGCGAAGCACAUCGUUCAAAUCCUCCAGCUGCUGGACGAACGUCGGCUUUGCCUUUCUGUCAGUAUCAAUCGGAAAGAGCUGAUGCUCUUCUCCGGCCUUGGCCUAUUGUGGCAGACCAUGGGCUUGAAGCGUGACAGCAAGUUGGCAAAAGAGAGUCAGAAGCUACUCGUUGCUAUUCUUGAGCAGCUUGAACUCGAAUCAUCCGAUGCAGCUGCUGAGUUCAGUACACUUGCCAGCACUUUGGUGUCUCUGGACAUUUGCGAUCAUGGGACUGUGCCCACCGCCAAGCAGUCGCACGAGAUGGAGGCGCCAACCCACAAGCCUUUCAGGUCUCCGAAGAAGCAGCUGCUGUCCCUCAAGUCUGGCAUGACCAACAGCAUCAGCAAGGAUCAACUCGGCAUGCAGGCCCCAUCUUCGCGCCGAAAUACCGUCUCUGGCUCUAGUCCGCUUAAUUCUCAGUCUAUUCGGUCUCCAAGUUGGCCAAGUAUCUCUCCAUCUCAGCAUGACCCUCUCUCUGCUGCCCAAUACCCUGCAGAUAGAGGACACUCUUCUUUGGAUCUUGGCUCGGAUUCACGACCUGUGUCUUCGACCAUUGGGUAUGACCACCCUCGAGCCCUGUCAUGCUCCACUCCUUCUGACGCCACUGCUGGAGCCAUCACCAUGGCUGAUUGGGAGUACGUCCUAAGCGAUAUGGACCGAGGAUAUUCCAACAUCUUCAACGGCAUCUAUGGCGGCAGUGAAUGCGGCGAUGAUCCUGGUCCAUUCGCCUCGAUCACAGCCGAGUACAACCGCAAACCCAAUGACGCCACGCUCAACAAUCCCGCACCCCUGUCAAAUGACCUACAUGGUUUGUCCCCUGAAGCUUGGUCAGCGAGCAGUGGUGAUUACCCCCCAAACCAUGAACAUACCACGCAAAGCGCACUGAGCUACUCUGGCGAGAGCAUGGGUAGCGCCGAAGACAACUUCGCCUCCCUUGCAGGUUCCUCGGUGCGUCCCGACGACAUCGCUCUUCUUGGCCCGUUCCAGGGGCUCCCAAUGCCAGGCAAGGGGGGAGAUUGA
Messenger RNA from Penicillium canariense, 2607 nucleotides. RefSeq names its product C6 transcription factor FacB/Cat8 (gene facB). Gene Ontology annotation, biological process: DNA-templated transcription; regulation of DNA-templated transcription. Gene Ontology annotation, molecular function: DNA binding; zinc ion binding; DNA-binding transcription factor activity, RNA polymerase II-specific. The transcript has 3 exons. The record is from RefSeq and is a predicted model, not a curated record. Lineage: Eukaryota; Fungi; Ascomycota; Eurotiomycetes; Eurotiales; Aspergillaceae. The coding region runs from base 1 to 2607 and encodes 868 amino acids.